Aedes albopictus (Asian tiger mosquito) is the source of this 3282-nucleotide messenger RNA. Its product is annotated as organic cation transporter protein-like. Bases 772 to 2511 code for a protein of 579 amino acids. The record is from RefSeq and is a predicted model, not a curated record. Gene Ontology annotation, biological process: transmembrane transport. Gene Ontology annotation, cellular component: membrane. Gene Ontology annotation, molecular function: transmembrane transporter activity. NCBI's taxonomy places the organism in Eukaryota, Metazoa, Arthropoda, Insecta, Diptera, Culicidae. The transcript has a single exon.
UAAGGCCUUCGUCAGCCACAGUGCACAAAUUUAGUACCACAUAUGGCUCUCUUUGUUUUCCUCUCGUUCAUCAUCGCGGCCUGCUUUGCUGAGAGCUGCUGUUGCAUGUGUAAUGUAAUUUUCCCCUGUUUCGCCCGCGAGCGAUGAUGGUCUCGUUGUGUGGAACUGAGCAGAUUAGAAGUGCUUGUGCUUUGCUUGUAGCCCCCCGCCGGUUAACCCCCUUCUCAUCGUUCGGCGAAGGUAUCUACAACUGCCGCCGCGCCGCCGACGAGUGCUUUUCGGGAGAAUCGGACAUGCAGGCCGUAUCGCGCGAGAGCGGCAGCCAACAUUCUUCCGUCAACACGCGUUCGGUUCGGACCUUUAUUUUACGCGCGCGGAGAUUCCACGCGGCUUCUGUAUUAGGAAAGCCAUAAGAGGGCUAGACUCCUGUGCAAGUUCUUUGUUUUAAGAAUCAGUGGCUUGAAAAAAAAGUGAAACGGGACUUAUUUUUAGGUGCCCAUUCAUGGGAAGAUCAGAUUUUCGUGGACGUUUCUCUAAGGCUGUGACGUACGCGCUGUGCGCUAAACUAUUUUAGGUGCUAUUUGUUCGGUUGGUUGCCCUAGAAAAAAGACUCGAAGUGAGUGAGUGAAAUCGGAGGUGUAACGCCAAGUGCGUGCGAAGCCGCCAGAGACGACAAUUAUCCGCCGAAGUUUCGAAACGGGCGUGACGAGGAGUGUGCGCAUCGGAGGAAACGUGAACUAAUCGAUAUUACUUGGAGAAGAAGCAGCAGCAAUGGGAUACGACGAGGUGCUAACCCAUCUGGGUGGUUUCGGCCGGUAUCAGAAGAAAAUCUACGUUUUGCUAUGUUUGCCGGCCAUUAGCUGUGCGUUCCACAAGCUGGCCGGAGUGUUCCUUCUGGCGACGCCCGAUUAUCGGUGUAAAUUGCCAUUCGAGGCGGACAAUGUCACUUACCAGCUGCCGCCGGAACUGAUGACGAUGGCCUACCCGAUGGAUUCCUACUCGGCAAAGUACUCCACGUGCACGUAUUUGGAUGCCAAUUUUACCGAGGAAUAUCUGAACGGAGGGACUCCGGCGAAGGAAGUGGCCAGUUGCAGUCAUUGGAUCUACGACAGGUCGAAGUUCGAGAGCAGCACGGUCACCGAAUGGGAUUUGGUGUGCGACCGCAAUUGGUUACGGGCAUCAUCCGAUUCCCUGUUUAUGGUUGGUGUUAUGUUGGGCAGUAUCGUGUUCGGGUGGCUUUCGGACAAGUACGGUCGUAAACCGAUAUUCUUCGCAUCGCUGGUUACACAAGUGAUCUUUGGAGUCCUGGCCGGAAUCGCACCGGAAUUCUUCACGUAUACGUUGGCACGAAUCUUGGUUGGCGCUACGACCUCCGGGGUGUUCUUGGUGGCCUACGUAAUUGCUAUGGAGAUGGUUGGACCGAAGGACCGCCUCUACGCCGGAGUUGUUUGCAUGAUGUUCUUCUCCGUAGGAUACAUGCUAACGGCAGGUUUUGCCUACUUCAUCCACGACUGGCGCACGCUUCAGAUUGCAUUAACAUUGCCCGGACUCCUGUUUAUGACCUACUGGUGGUUGAUCCCGGAGUCUUCCCGGUGGCUGAUUUCCAACAACCGCCCAGCGGAAGCCAUCACUCUGAUCAAGAAGGUCGCCAAAUCCAACAAGGUCACCGUCCCGGAAGAUGUUCUGGACAAGUUGGUCGAAGAGGAUAAGGCCGCGUUGGAAUCCGACAAGAACGAGCCCAAACCGUCGUUGAUCGAUGUCUUCAAGCACCCGAAUCUUCGCCGCAAAGCCUUACUCAUUUUCUUCGAUUGGUUCGUUAACAGUGGCACCUACUAUGGACUGUCCUGGAACACCAACAACCUCGGAGGUAACCCCUUGCUAAACUUCGUCAUCAGUGGCUUCGUGGAAAUCCCGGCUUACAGUUUUCUGUUGCUUACCCUCAAUCGCUGGGGUCGCCGAACCAUCUUGUGCGGCUGCAUGAUCUUCGCCGGCGUAAUGCUGCUAUCGACGAUGCUCGUCCCAUCGGACAUGAAGUGGCUCAUAGUAGUCCUGGCGAUGCUCGGGAAACUGGCCAUCACGUCCAGCUACGGCACAGUGUACGUCUUUUCCGCCGAACAGUUCCCGACCGUCAUACGGAACGUUGCCCUCGGAGCUGCCUCGACCUCUGCCCGUGUCGGAGGCAUCCUGGCUCCGUACUUCAAUCUCCUGGGAGACUACUGGACGCCCCUCCCGCUACUGAUCUUCGGCGCUAUGGCAUUCGCCGGAGGUCUCCUCUCGCUACUGCUGCCGGAAACGCACAACCAAAAGCUACCGGAAACCAUCGCCGAUGGGGAGAACUUCGGCAAGGUGAAAGUCAUGCCCGGCGAGGACGGUCGCCGGGGGGACGUGGAGAACAAGACUGCCGAAGAAAUGCAGGUGCUGAAUGCUGCCCACCUGAAUGGGGACGCACCGCGCUGCUCCGUGGUGGAGAAUAGUAAUGAGAAGCGAGCUGCCAAUGACGACGAGGAUUAAGCAGCUGGAGGAAGCGUACGAAGAUGACAAGUAGGGCAGCCCGCGAGGUGCCAAGUAUUACGUAUCUCUUAGUAACUAUUCUUUUAUAGGUCUGUGUUUGUACGCUAGGCUAGGUGUAGAUUAUUUAUGUAAACUAAGUUUCAGAUCAGAACGCGGAGUGACGGGGAAAGACAUUGAUCACGGUUCUUGAGUUCUAGAGUGUGGCAAUCGAGUAGAGGUGUGUAUUUGUUCCCAGUUACAAAUCUGGAGUGGUGAAGAAGGAGAGACAAGGAGAGCGAGCGAGAGGUACCCGCGGUUUUCCAUCUUCUCGGCACGAUUGGUUGGCGGGUAUAUCGUACGAUGGUUUUCGAUUUCCAUCUUCAUUGGGGUCGUUCGUCAUUCUCUCCGCGAGUCGGAUGCCAAUGAUGAUGAGUGGUUGGUUGUUGGUCGGUUGACUUUAGGCUAGCUAGAAGCAACGCGUUGGGGUGAACGGAGUACAUUCGGAAGAAGAGGGAGUGGAAGAGGAAUUGCCGGUCUCUUUUUAGGAGUUGUUGCAUUCUGGCACGAUAAUUGCGACAUGCCGCGCCGGUCAGCCGGUCGAUGGAAAGCGUGAUUUUUUCGUAUUUCGCUUUUGCUACUACGGUUGAGUGGAAAAUGGGCUGAUAUUUCUAGUUAUGACACCAGACUGCCGGUUAUGAUUUGCGCACCUGGGAUGGAAGAGGGAAUCAGAGAUUUAUUAUACUUGAAUCGUAAAGUUUGAAGUGAAUUAAUGAAGUAGUGCAAAAAUUCUUU